Messenger RNA from Labrus bergylta (ballan wrasse), 2143 nucleotides. Its product is annotated as stathmin-4. Gene Ontology annotation, biological process: microtubule depolymerization; neuron projection development; regulation of microtubule polymerization or depolymerization. The record is from RefSeq and is a predicted model, not a curated record. NCBI's taxonomy places the organism in Eukaryota, Metazoa, Chordata, Actinopteri, Labriformes, Labridae. Gene Ontology annotation, molecular function: tubulin binding. Gene Ontology annotation, cellular component: neuron projection; cytoplasm.
GCUGAAGCUGCUGAGCUGCAGAUCUUCAGUCUGAACAGAGAGACCGAGCAUCACUGCAGGGAACAGAGUCUACCUCACCACAGUGUCCUUGAUAGAAAUCAGCAGCAGCAGGAUGACUCUAGCAGCAUACAGAGAGAAGAUGCGAGAGCUCCCCCUGGUGUCUCUCUUCUGCUCCUGCAUCCUCCCUAAAUUCAAAGAGACCACAGCCGAUAAGAAUGAAGGCGUGGUGGACUUGAACUUAUGCAACAUCCGGGACAUGGAGGUGAUCGAGCUGAGCAAAAGGGCGAGCGGCCAGGCCUUUGAGGUCAUCCUGAAGCCACCAACCUUUGAUGGUGGCCCUGAGUUGAGGGCGACCACACCACCUCGUGGGAAACCCUCACUGGAAGAGAUCCAGAAGAAACUGGACGCGGCACAGGAGAGGAGGAAGUGUCAGGAGGCGGAGCUGCUGAAACACCUAGCCGAGAGGAGGGAGCAUGAGCGUGAAGUCGCUCAGAAAGCUCUGACCAAAGAGCGUCAGGAGCAUCGCGCCGAUGCCGACAAGGAACAGAGGCAGAUGCACUUGAAUGCCUCACAGGAGCGGCUGCAGGAGGAGGACAAGCACAGUGUGGAGGUGUCUUGAUGGCCUGAUCACAACACAAGCUGAACUUCAUUUGGAAGCCAUUUUGGAGGGCUGAUGGGUGCCGUAAACCAGGCGCUGCCCUGACUUGGAGAUUGACAGGAAGCGACUCUGAAAAGAGUGAGAGAAGAAGACAAAGAGGAGGACUGAGGGCGAGGGGAACGUCCUCUGUAAUAACAGGACUCUUCUUAACGUGAUGAACUCUUUCUUACGAGAAAACUUGUGGAACUGAUGAUGCCGCAGAUUCAGUCAUCGAUAGAUGGAUCACAGGGGGUUUAACUGUGUUUGUUACCCUGCCAACAGUGCCAUUGUGUUUAUGUAUGAGUGGUUAUGUAUGCAUGAAGGAUUCGACAUCUUCACAACCAAAUACAACCGGAACUGAACCCAAAGGAACCCUUACUUAAAAAGGAACUAAGUUUAUACAAUUUGCACUGGGACAUUUGAACUUCUACUCUCAUGUCACAGAGAGAAAAAUGGGCUGAACUUCCUCUGAGGGUGCCAAGAGAAUUGGAAAAAAAAUGGGGUAGCCUCUACUUCCUGGAGCUAACCUGAGUCAAGUGGCUUCAACGACUGGACUGUUGAGGUUUUUGCAUUGCCAGUAAAACGGAACAUCAAACAGAAAUGUUUGAUCCGAAUGAGAUAACAAAGUGAGCCUCUGAGAAAGUACCUCAAAUCCAGCAAGUGAGCCUCGUCCUCACAGAAACACAGUCAAGACUAUGAAGACCAGUCAGAGACUAGUCCGAGCAGUUUUGAGUAAAAAUGGGGUCCUUGCACAGAUCAAGACCAGUAGAAUAGGGGAAAUAUCGACUUGAAUUUGUUGGGAUGUAAUAUUGAUGUAAAAGAUAAAAACUGAGUUAGAGACAGUAAAAAUAAAAAGUGCAGACGAGUGACAUCCGCCAUCAGACCUUGAACUAGGUCAGUUUAAAAUGUUUAGUCCAAUCCCACGCUGAGGAGAAGUCAUACCCAAAAAGACCAGUCAGAUUAAACAGGGACAGAAACAGAAACAGAGACAGUGGCGGAGACAAAGCCCUCAUGACAUUACUUGUGUACUACUGUCCUUCUUUCAUAACCCGCAUAUUUCAUUUUCCAGUUUCUGCAUUUGGUUUUGUCUCGUAUUUCCUAAAUCAGGAAAAUAAUUAGCAUGUUAGCAUCGAUGCUACCAGCUGCAGUUAUAAAUGUCUGCAUUUCUUUCUUGUGUAAACUGGAUGAUAGGACAAUAUGAGUCCUGCUGCAAGAUGUUAGCACAGAUAUUUUGCUAUGCUACAUCAACAACAAACAGAUAGCUAGCUCAUGCAGACAUUAGCUAUACUACAGGCUACAUACAGGACGCCUCCUCCCCCGAACAUGAAACCCUGAAUGACUUUUACAGAUGAAAAAGUGAGAAUUGACUGUGUACAUUGUUUACAGAUGUUUGUGUGUGUCAGUCUGUUUCCCUGGCAACGUCGAUGUAAAUAAGUCAGGGUGAUGAUGAUGAUGUACAGAAAUAGCAUUAUAUUUUAAAAUCAAGAAUAAAACAAUGACACUUUA